ACCUCAUUGCAGAGCUUGCCUGCAACUAGAGAGGCUCCCCUCAUGGAGGAGCCUCUGAAGGCUCUUUUUGGGGUAACGGAAGAGAGCCUCCUGAUAUCCCUGGUUGAGGGUCACUCCAACCCCACCUCCUCCAGCUCCGCCAAGUUGAGCUGUGCUAUCGUGGGGGAGGUAGUACACCAGCUUAACUCUGGCCUCUCAGUGGCCAUUCAGGCCAGCUCGGGGAGUUGCCCCCCUAUGGACAGUCAGGACAUAGCAGCAGGCAAGAAGGUCAUUCGGGUAGCCUCGGUGCAGAUCCUGGCCGAGCUACAGAGCAAAACGUCUGAGCCAGAGUGGGUAGGGUUUAUCGAGCCCCUCAUGGACCAUGUGACCGAUGAUGUGCUGGAUGCCAUUGUCGGCACAAUGGACAAAAUGGCACAGGACUUCAACAUCCUCUUGGAUCUGGCCAAGAAGAUGACAAUCUUGGGGUCUACAUUUCUGACCAAUCUUCAAUGUGACCUUGAUGUUGAGUGUCCAUCUGGGAAAGAAGGAACCACUCACUUUCUCAAAGAGACUGGAUCCUCUACCAGUGUGGUGGCCAGAAAGCUUCAGACCCUCUCUAGCCCCGACUUUCAGUCUAAAGCCCUCAAGGCGGUGAGCACCAUCCUUACAAGGAAAGUCAGCAGCUCUUCUGGCAUGGCUCCUUCCUCUAGGCCUUCUAGUGCUGCUCCUAGCCUUACUGAAGCACCCCUGAAUACCAGCUCUACAGCCCUGACAUCUGUAACCUCCACUGCCACAGUGAUUGUUAAGGCAUUUGUGGGAGGCAUGGAAACGAUAGCAUCAUUUGAAGGCACAUGUGAAGCAGUUGAUUGGCCAGUUCCUGUAAAUGACCACAAAACAGGGUCUUCACAGAAGAUAACCUUCUCUCCAGCCCGCACACUCUACGGCCUUAUACGAGCAAAGCUGAGGGACCUUUUAACUCUAUCCGCUCGAGAAGAAGGUGUGGCUAAGGACGCUUCUCUUCAGGAGUCUUCAGACACCCUGGAAAAGGCAACUGUUUCAACUGUUGAGGUCCAGUUACCCAGCACCAAACUUAGUAGAGUUCCCAGUGAGAGCCAACCAAUACCAGCUCUCUGUCUCUCCAAUCUGGAUACCAGUACUCAAGAAGUUCUUAGCAGUGUUUUUUCCAUCUACAAGUCAGAGUUAUCAAAAGUGGAGAGUAAAUCCUUGGCCGUUGUCAGUUCAUCUGAUGACUCCCUAGAGGCUUGUUGGUUUGUUGAUGGUGUCCUAUCAGAGCUUGAUGACUAUACUAUUUCCCAGUCACCCAAUGAAGACUUGAGUGUGAGUACUCAAUGUUCUCAACUGAGCUCAGAAGAGAGUGUCAGAAUCACACAGUCCUCUACUAGUCUGAUUCAGAGCAUUAAGAAGCUCUCUAGCAAUGACUUUCAGACUCAGGCAGAAGAGGCAGUGAGUAAAGUGCUGAUGAGAUCCAGUCAUUCCUUUAUCACACAGAUCAGCCAUACUGGUCUUCAGAAAAGUCCGCAGGCUGGCUUAUCAUCUAGCUCGCCAUCAGAGAUUGCCUCCAUGUCCUCUCAAAAUACAGCCUCUGGAUUAGUGGAAACCUUUGUCAAAGGAAUGGCGACUAUUUUCCAGAAAAAUGAGUCCACUGGCACUGUGCUACUGGAAAGAAGUGGGAAAGUUUUGCAGUGCUCCCACGGGGGCUCCCAACUGGAUGAUACUGAACUGAGUGUUAAAAUAUCAGAGGAGAAGCUUUGGUCAACAGCUAAGACCAUCUGCGUCAGUAUGAAGAACACACUUAAGUGUAGUCUGGCCCAGGAGUGUGAAGGUGAACGGAAAGGCUCUGGAGCAACGAACCGCCCUUGCUGUCUCUCCAGGGCCGGUUCCCCUCUCUCCACUGGGAUUCUCUGCCUCUAACCCUGUUACUGGGGCUGAGUCACUGGCUUGCUGGUGCUCUUUCAUGCCGUCCCUAGGAGGGGUGCGUCACUUGAGUGGGUUGAUUUACUGACGUGAACUUCCUGUCUGGGUUGGCGCCCCCCCUUGGUUGUGCUGUGAUGGAGACCUUUGUGGGCUAUACUCGGCCUUGUCUCAGGAUUGUAAGUUGGUGGUUGAGGAUAUCCCUCUAGUGGUGUGUGGGCUGUGCUUUGGCAGAGUGGGUGGGGUUAUAUCCUUCCUGUUUGGCCCUGUCCGGGGGUUUCUUCGGAUGGGGCCACAGUGUCUCCUGACCGCUCCUGUCUCAGCCUCCAGUAUUUAUGCUGCAGUAGUUUAUGUGUCGGGGGGCUAGGGUCAGUUGGUUAUACCUGGAAUACUUCUCCUGUCUUAUCCAGUGUCCUGUGUGAAUUUAAGUAUGCUCUCUCUAAUUCUCUCGUUCUCUCUUUCUCUCUGAGAACCUGAGCCCUAGGACCAUACGUCAGGACUACCGGGCAUGCUGACACCUUGCUGUCCCCAGUCCGCCCGGCCUUGCUGUUAUUCCAGUUUCAACUGUUUCUGCCUGCGGUUACGAAACCCCUACCUGUCCCAGACCUGCUGUUUUCAACUCUUAAUGAUCGGCUAUGAAAAGCCAACUGAGAUUUAUUCCUGAUUAUUAUUUGACCAUGCUUGUCAUUUAUGAACAUUUUGAAAAUCUUGGCUCUCUCUAAUUUUCUCCUUCUCUCUUUCUCUCGGAGGACCUGAGCCCUAGGACCAUACGUCGGGACUACCGGCCGUGGUGACUCCUUGCUGCCCCCAGUCCGCCUGGCCUUGCUGCUAUUCCAGUUUCAACUCUUCUGCCUGCAGUUAUGGAACCCCUACCUGUCCCAGACCUGCUGUUUUCAACUCUUAAUGAUCGGCUAUGAAAAGCCAACUGAAAUUUAUUCCUGAUUAUUAUUUGACCAUGCUUGUCAUUUAUGAACAUUUUGAAAAUCUUGGCUCUCUCUAAUUUUCUCCUUCUCUCUUUCUUUCUCUCGGAGGACCUGGGCCCUAGGACCAUGCAUCGGGACUGCCGCCCGUGGUGACUCCUUGCUGUCCCCAGUCCGCCUGGCCUUGCUGCUAUUCCAGUUUCAGCUGUUCUGCCUGCGGUUAUGGAACCGCCACCUGUCCCAGACCUGUUGUUUUUCAACUCUUAAUGAUCAGCUAUGAAAAGCCAACUGAAAAUUAUUCAUGAUUAUUAUUUGACCAUGCUUGUCACUUAUGAACAUUUUUGAACAUCUUGGCAUAGUUCUGUUAUAAUCUCCACCCGGCACAGCCAGAAGAGGACUGGCCACCCCUCAUAGCCUGGUUCCUCUCUAGGUUUCUUCCUAGGUUUUGGCCUUUCUAGGGAGUUUUUCCUAGCCACCGUGCUUCUACACCUGCAUUCUAGCUGUUUGGGGUUUUAGGCUGGGUUUCUGUACAGCACUUCGAGAUAUUAUCUGAUGUACGAAGGGCUAUAUAAAAUAAAAUUGAUUGAUUGAUUGACUUAAGGUUUUCUUCACAGGGCUGAAGCCAUCCGGAUCCGAAAGGACAGAAAAUGCUUCUUCCAAAGAGACCCUUGGGGAAAUCCUGGUUGCUAUCCAGAGUGAAAUCUCAAACUUAGGGCGAAUGAAGGAUUCCAGGGAGCUCCUUCAGAUCAACGAUAUGGUAGGAACUAUGCUGAAGGAGGUUGAGAAAAGUGAGGAUGACAGUGAAGAAGUCUGCCAAGACAUCCCUAGAACCUGUUCAUCUUUGUCCACUUCUUUAAAGGGUCGUAGUUCCUUGUCCAGCUCUUCAAAGGGUCCUAGGUCAGAGUGUGAGUUAGAGAUCAACCUCCCUGGAACUCCCAUCCCUGACAAAGUGCCUUUUGAUCUGACCUGCCCCAUAGUCAGGAGCUCCUGCAUUGACAUCAGGGACUCUAAAAUGCCAGAGAUUUCUACAGGUGACCUAAAGACAAAGAUGAUGGCGCACACAGAUGAACCCCUGCACCGUAACAGUCCAAUGACUGACAGCAGCCGACCACCGAGUGCUAAAGCCUCUUUUCGAUCAUCCACUCCGUCUUUCACCAGCAAGGGAACCUCUUUGGUACCAAAGGGAGAUGGGAUUGACAUUGAAGAGAAGGAGGUGUGCAUCCCCAGCAGCUCUGGCCAUCUGAGGGAGCUCUUAAUCACCCCGGACAUCAGCAGUGCCACUGCAUUCCUACUGCAGUACUUGAUGGACUCCAGCAAAGAUGAUGUCAUGUGUUUGGUCACCAUACUGGUGAUACGGUUGCUAUCGAAGAUCAGACCCUCAGCCCUAGAUGGACCCUCCCAACAGGCAGCAGACAUGACAGAAACAUCUCAGCAACUCAUCAGACAAGUCCUGUCUGAGUUCUGUGCUGCAUCCAGAUUCUCCAGGACACAGGCAUAUUCCCAGAACCUGCACAUCCACAGGGUGUUCAGAGGUGUACAUAAAAACCUCAUGGAGGAGUUUGGCUCUUAUAACACCCUGCAAGCAGCUAUUUCCUCCCAGGACCCUGCAUUUGACAGAGUCCUGGUAAAGUCCUUGACCCAGCAGCUGGUACAGGGAUGCAAGGAGGCGUCAAGACCAGCUUCUGCUGCAACAAACCCAUCAGACCAGGCUGAGACAGAGAGGGGGGGCUGAGCAGAAAGCAAGAAGGAGCUUCCUUUGCUUUUCAAUGACCAAACUCAGGAUCAACUUCAAGCGUUCCAAGAGAGGAAACAAAAAGGACUGCCAUUCAGUCCAGGAACAGACUGAGAUUCCCUCUACUGAUGGACAUUGCAUAGCUCCAGUUGGAGAGGUUUCUCCCUCCAUAUCUCAGCCUAUCAAAAAACGAUCCUUCAUUGUCAGGGUCUUUUCAGCAAUGAUGAAGCCAUUCAGGUGCUUCACCAAGAAGAACCUGUAACCUGUUACGCUGCAUGAACAACUACUUUUGGAACAGCAAGACUUUUGACAAGAGGAAUUUCUGCAUGUUUACCCUUUCAAAGUCUAUUUGAUCAAAUAAAUGCAAAUUAUUUUACAA
Salvelinus fontinalis (brook trout) is the source of this 4942-nucleotide messenger RNA. RefSeq lists its product as uncharacterized. The record is from RefSeq and is a predicted model, not a curated record. Lineage: Eukaryota; Metazoa; Chordata; Actinopteri; Salmoniformes; Salmonidae. The transcript is spliced from 3 exons. The coding region runs from base 43 to 1911 and encodes 622 amino acids.